Molecule: messenger RNA, 1398 nt
Organism: Ilex paraguariensis (yerba mate)
Lineage: Eukaryota; Viridiplantae; Streptophyta; Magnoliopsida; Aquifoliales; Aquifoliaceae
Source: the annotation of a GenBank genome assembly
AUGAAGUACGAACAAAUAGCAGAGUUGCUCAAUGCCAUUUCUGAGAGAUUUGAUUGGGAUAAAGUACUGGAAGGCCACAACAUUAUUGGACUCAAACAGGGAAAGCAAAGCAUCUCACUUGAGACUGGUGGUCAACUUGAGCUAAGUGGUGCUCCCGUUGAAACUCUGCAUCAGACGUGUGCUGAGCUUAAUUCACAUCUUAAUCAGGUCAAAACUGUUUCAGAAGAGAUGGGAACUGGAUUCUUAGGCAUUGGUUGCCCGCCAAAAUGGGGACUGAGAGACAUACCCAUGAUGCCCAAGGCAAGAUUUGAGAUUAUAACAAAUUACAUGCCCAAAGUUGGCUCUCUUGCACUUGAUGUGGCGUUCAGGACAUGUACUGUUCAGGUUAAUCUGGACUUUAGUUCUGAAGCUGACAUGAUAAGGAAAUUUCGUGCUAGUCUUGCUUUGCAGCCUGCAGAUUGCAACAGCUCUGUUGCCAAUUCACCUUUCACAGAUGGAAAGCCUAAUGGUUAUCUCAGCAUGAGAAGCCACUUUUGGACCGAUACUGAUAAGAAUCGCACUGGAAUGCUUCCCUUUGUUUUUGAUGACUCAUUUGGGUUUGAACAGUAUGUCGAUUAUUCUCUCAAUGUCCCAAUGUAUUUUGUCUACCGGAAAAAGAAGUAUAUUGAUUGUUCUGGAAUGUUCUUCCGGGAUUUUAUGGCGGGAAAACUUCCUUCUAUUCCGGGUGAACAUCCAACUUUCAAUGAUUGGGAGGUUCAUCUGGGAACAAUAUAUCCGGAGGUCAGGCUUAAAAGAUACUUGGAGAUGAGGGGUGCUGAUGGAGGACCUUUCAGGAGUUUAUGUGCACUCUUUGCAUUUUGGGUGGGUCUAUUGUAUGAUGAGGUUUCUUUACAAAAUUUUCUGGACAUAACAACUGAUUGGACCUCCCAAGAAAGACAAUUGUUGAGGAAUAAGGUACCAAAGAGUGGUCUGAAGACACCAUUUCAAGAUGGAUUGCUGAGAGAUGUUGCUGAAGAUGUUCUAAAGUUGGCAAAGGAUGGCUUGGAGAGGAGAGGGUUUAAGGAGACAGGAUUCUUGAAUGCAGUGACUGAGGUGGUCCGAACAGGUGUGACACCAGCUGAGAAGCUUCUGGAGUUGUAUUAUGGGAAGUGGGGAGAAAGUGUGGAUCCAGUUUUUGAGGAGCUGCUCUACUGAUGGUUCUUCACCAUGCAUCAUAUAGCAUCUUGUGUUUCUUUCUUUACAUGGAAGUUAAGCUGUAAAACUUUCAAUCCUGAAAAACCACUUCACAACAUUGAGGAACUAUGCCAAACUGCAUUGUUUUACAUUGGUGGAAGAGGAUAUUUGGUCAAGGGGACUAUGUUUAUCAUGUUCCCAGGCCAUUGUUGUCAUAUAUAUUUU